Bacidia gigantensis is the source of this 2937-nucleotide messenger RNA. RefSeq lists its product as uncharacterized. Gene Ontology annotation, molecular function: protein kinase activity; ATP binding. The transcript is spliced from 5 exons. The record is from RefSeq and is a predicted model, not a curated record. The coding region runs from base 1 to 2937 and encodes 978 amino acids. Gene Ontology annotation, biological process: protein phosphorylation. Lineage: Eukaryota; Fungi; Ascomycota; Lecanoromycetes; Lecanorales; Ramalinaceae.
AUGGCUAGGCCGGAAAGCGAAUUGGAUAAGCCGCACCACGUGCCCGAUGCAGAAGCUAUCAUGAAUCUGUCCAGAAACCUGAAUGCCCCUUUUCCUCCUACCGUCCCCGAAUUACCUCGCGAGCAUUCUGACCGAAGUCUUGACGAAGUUUUUUCUAAUUCUGCAGAUGAGUCUGAGACCGAGCUCAUAAGGACAUCUCGACGACAGCGCCUGACCCAGAGUUUUCGGAAACGUUCAGCUUCUAUCAAAUCCAAUCUUAGUUUCACCAAAAAGGAGAAAAAGGACUCUGACUCUUCUUUCGACCUUUGCAGUCGACCCAAUUCAAGGAGUGGAUCAGUGCCGCCUCUAUCUGCAUCAACCGCGAACUCUCCCCGUCAUUCUUCGUCCCAAGGGGCCUCACAUUCUUCAUCAAAUUCAUCCAUAUCGAGCGGGCAGCGUAUCAGUCCGACUCGACACUCUGAGAUAGUCACCGUACUUCCAACCUGCACGGAGCUAUCUCCCGAAGAGCUCCCUCUACGUCAAAGCCCUGAGCCUCUGGCCGGCGGGCUUAGCCCACAAUCUGCGGCUGGGACUGAGAUUGCAAACAAACUAAGCCAAUUUCGACUGGCACAACCACCGAUUAUGGCUGCACGCAAGCAAUCUUCGUCCCUCGAUCCCGGGGCGGCCUAUCGCCGACAAUCAUUUGUCGAGCAUACUAACCGAACUCAACAAAUGGCUGUCAAGGAAGAGCACGAUAUUCGUCAAGCUAUGGCUAAAAAGGGUCAUCAAUUUCCACACUAUAGGUUCCUGGAUUUUAUCGGAAAGGGCACAUAUGGGAGAGUUUUUCACGCACAUGAUCUCAGUCACGAUCCACCUCUCGAAGUCGCAAUCAAAAUCAUGAACAUCGAUGAUGUAGACUACGAAGCACAUAUUCAGGCAAAAGAUGAUGCUUUGAAUGACGUUCGUAAAGAGAUUCAGGUCCUCAUGCAACUGAAAGAUCACGGCGCCCAGAAUGUUAACCUUAUCCUCGAUGUUUUGGAGGUCGAGCGCUACCUAUGGCUAGUCUGCGAAUUCUGCCCAGGAGGUAGUCUCCGAACAUUGUUACGAGCGACAAGCUAUCGCUGUCCGACCAAAUAUAUGAGGACCAUUGCAAGAGAGCUAGCGAGGGGCAUUAGAUCCAUCCACGAUGCCAACAUCAUACACAGAGAUUUGAAAGCUGCAAAUGUCAUGAUUCACAAAGCAGGGGGUUUACAGAUCAUCGACUUUGGUGUUGCAGGAAUGGUGGAAUCAAAAGCCGACAAAAGGAAAACACGCAUAGGGACCCCCUUUUGGAUGCCACCGGAGCAACAUGGACGAUUGGCGCAAGAAGAGAAGCUUCAUUACGGGUUCGAAGUCGAUAUAUGGUCCUAUGCGGUGACACUCUACGAAAUAGCGACAGGUGCCCCACCGCACUCCAAAUUGCCAGCAAAUCGAUUGGAAACUGCCCUAAAACGAAACCCACCACGCCUUUCUGAAAAUGAGUUUCCAAAAGACCUCUGUCAAUUUAUUGAGUACGUUGCUCAGACCAACCCGCUAGACCGACCCUCCGUGCACGAUAUCUUGGAGCAUCCAUACUUGGUCAAUUCUGACGAAAAUCUGCCAACUUCCGUCUUAACGGAACUGGUUACAAAAUUUGAGGAUUGGCACUUUUCUGGAGGCCAGAGGACUUCGCUCUUCGCACCGAGUGGGGCACAGUCCGCGAUGGAGUAUGAGUCUGGCAACGACAUGUCUGAUGAGAUAGAUUUCAUUUUCGGCACCUCUCGCGAUCUCGCAGCCGGAAAUGAUUCUGACCUUUACGCAUUUUCAACCCAAUUUGAAGAUGUACAGCCCUCACCAACUUCGCAGGACUCGUCUUUUUCUGACAAUUCGGAACUUGGCAGUUUGGAUGAUUUUGCAAUGGAUCCACAGGACGACUUCACAAGUAGGCCCGCUAAGCAUACUCUACAGCAAAGCUUUGGCUCAGAAAGCAGAGAUCCAAGUAAUGAACGCCGCGUGGUACGCGGUGGCCACGCUCUUGAAGCAAUCUUCAACGCGAAACAGCAACCCUAUGGCGCGAGCCGGCCAAAGUCCGAUCUGCCUUUGCGCGACAGCAAUGAUUCGUCUGACCUUGCAAGGAAAGAAGUUGACUACAACCAAACUUCGGCUUCAAGGUCCGAAGUUGAAUUAGCAGAUGCAGACACCAUCAAAUCAAAGCGUAAGCAGCAGGCAAAAGACAGACAAACAAUUUCAGGGUGGCAAUUUGAUUACGAUAAUAUUGAAGCGAACAUGAACAAUGACGCCGACACUGAGUUAGACCCACAGACAGGUCCUCCUUCCGCUUUCCCUCUCCGUCCCACCCUCAUGCAUGCUGAGACGGCGCCCGAUCAAGUUACCCAAAUGUCUCAGGCUCAAUCUCGCGCCUCUACAGCAACUAUGGAUCUUGACGAUUUGAUGGGCGAUGAGUUGAACGAUUGGCAGUCAAAUAGCGCAAUGGGUAGAUCCCCCACCGGACUGUCAACUCCCCUUGACGACGAAGAUAUGACGAUUCGACAUAAUAUCACAGAUCUCACAGAUUCGUCGUUUCCAUCCUAUGCGUCGUCCGUGACUGACACGUCUGCGUCCGAAGAUGAAUCAAUAACAGCCUAUGAUCAUGAAGUCAAUGAUUACACAAGAGGUAGGAAACCGGUGCAAUAUUCAAAUAUGCAUGCAGACAUUCAACCUCCAAGUGCUGAAGCUAUGCGCGAUGAUGCUCCUCCUGAGGUUGUGGAAAUGGAAAUGAGGAGGCUCCUCAGUGGGUUCAUGGGGGAAUUGGCUGCAAUAGCUGACGAAUUCCCGACUGAAAAAGACGUCGGUGACGGCGAACAGGAUCUAGAGGAAGAAGAUGGGCCAGAGACGGCGCACGAAAAUACUGCAAACGGCAAUGUUUCAAGCUUUUCUUGA